Messenger RNA from Macrobrachium nipponense, 609 nucleotides. RefSeq lists its product as uncharacterized. The record is from RefSeq and is a predicted model, not a curated record. Gene Ontology annotation, biological process: DNA integration. Gene Ontology annotation, molecular function: nucleic acid binding. NCBI's taxonomy places the organism in Eukaryota, Metazoa, Arthropoda, Malacostraca, Decapoda, Palaemonidae. The transcript has 2 exons. The coding region runs from base 1 to 609 and encodes 202 amino acids.
AUGGUGAACUACUACAGGAAGUUCAUCCCAGACAUCACCCACACCAUGUGCCCUUUGAACAAGGUCCUGAAGAGCAAGCCAAAGAGGCUGCAGCAAGACAGGAAGGCACGCCGAAUCAGGAGUAGGUACCUUCCCCAACCCAGGCAGAGAUUUGGGCACAAAAACGUAGAAGUUGUCGGCCCGCUUCCCCCAUCUGACGGUGCCAAAUACCUCCUGACGGUGGUCGACCAGUCCAACAGGUGGCCCAAGGCCACCCCAAUGUCAAAAGCCACUGCUGACACCUGCGCUGAAGCCCUCCUCUCCAGCUGGAUCAGCCGUUUUGGAGUGCCAGACAAUCCUCAUGACAGACCGAACCACCUUCACCUCGGAACUCUGGACUGCCCUGGCACGCCUGAUGGGGCAAAGCACCACACCACCACAGCCUACAACCCCGCAGCAAAUGGCAUGGUGGAAAGGACUCACCACUCCCUGAAGGCCUCCCUGAUGGUGUGCUGCACAGGCCCUGACUGGAAGCCACAACUACCCUGGGUCCUCCUCAGCCUCCGUUACCACCCCAAGAGCCAACAGCAACCCAUCACCCGCAGAGAAGGUCUAUGGGGGAAACCUUGA